AUGGCUUCUCAUCAAACCAUACCAACGAGUAUAACUACAAAUACAACUACAAGUACAUCAACUAAUGCUCGUAAGCGAAAUCCCCCUCAAAACUUACCUCCAUCACAUCCUAAAUUCGAUAGAUCUGAAUUAACAGAUUCUGAAUUCAUAGAACAAUUGUUAUUUGAAAAUAGAGAAUUACAGGCGAUAUUAAUUAAUAAAGAUAAAAAAAUAUCUGAAUUAACAGAAGCUUCGAAAUUAAACUAUCUUUUACCUCAUAUAAGUCAUAAUAAUCAUAGUACUUCAUCUUUUGAUACAGCAAAAUCGUCUCGUGAUGAAACUCCAGAAGUUAAACCAAUAACUAUAGAGACAGUUAAAGCUAUCACUCCUUCAUCUACAUCACUUAAAUUAAUCAAUACUUCCAAUAAUGUAGAUAGAACCAUUAGUAGAUCUCCACUUCCAUUAACUCCUACUGAAGAAAUACCAAUCAUUGAACCAACGGAAAUCCCAUCAAGAUCAUCACGAAGAAGACGUAAUUCAAAUGAAAAAUCUAUUCCAGAUACAACUGAUUCAAAUACGUCACCUUCAUUAAGUGUACCCAAUUCAUCAUCAAACAUAAGUAAUUUAUCAUCUUCAACUUCAUUUGGUAAGAAUUUAGAUGAUAAGACUAUCAUCCUAAAUGGUAAUACUACUAAUAAUAACAUUCAAGACUUUAAAAAAGACAAUUCAAUUACACCAAGUUUACACCUCAAUACAUCAAACAGUAAUGUAUCAUCAACUGCUAGACCUCCUUUAAAUGGUCAGUCAUCAUCAUCUACAACACCUACAAGUAAUCAUAGUUCAUUAACUCCUAUAACGAUCAAUAAUAGUAACAAUAGUAACAGUAAUAAUAAUAGUCUUUCCAACCCCAUUGAUAUUAAUCAAUCACCAUAUUCACAUCCUAAAGGCAAUACUGGACUUAGUAGUUCUUAUAAAUCAAAAAUAAAAUUACCUCCUACUUUACAAAAUCAAACUUCCCUUGGUUUGAAAUCACCUGCUGCAUUUGAAUUAAAUACAGUAUUGGCAACUCAAAGUGGUACUAGUCCUAAUCCAAGUAAUUAUAAAUUCUCACCAGUAUCUCAAUCUACUACUCAGUUCAAUGGUGGCAGUGAAGUUAGUAGUUUAAAGAGAGCACCUACUACUCCUGAUGUGAUAUCAGCUGGUAAAUUCAAUAUGAAAUUGAAUGAUAUACCGAAUCCUGCCUUGGAUGUUGAUAGUCGUAGUUUUAUUUCAUCUCCUGUACAAGGUUCAUUCACUCAUUCUCAAAAGAGUCCAGGACAAUUAAGUUCCCAUAGAAUGGAUAAUAAUGAUGUAUUAAGAACUCCAUUAACUACUGAAUUUGAUUCUCAAAGUAAAUUCUCAGCUCAAACUCCAGGAUCAAGUUUUAAUGUAUUGGGUACGCCAAAACAUGAAGAUGAUGCUAAAUUAGUUAUUAAACCUGAAGAAUUUGGAGUCAUAAAUUUGAUUGUGGCCAGUACGAUUUCUGUCCCUACUCAAAAGAAAACCGAUGAUCCAAAUGUGACAAUCUCUAUUAAUGAUAAAGAAUCAGGUCAAGAAAUGUGGAGAAUUAGAAAGACUUAUUCACAGUUAGUGGCAUUUGAUAAUGAAAUAAGACCAGUGGUUCAAUAUUUUGGAUUACCUACUUUACCUGAUAAAUCAGUAUUCCUUGCAACUGCACCUAGUAAGAUCGAUCAAAGAAGAGUGGCAUUACAAGGCUAUUUCAAAUCGAUAUUCCAUAUGCCUCAUAUUCCUCAACUGAUUAUUUAUAGAAUCUGUAAGUAUAUCUCACUUGAUAUAAUAUCACCAUUGGAUGAUUAUAAGAGUGGAGCAAGAAAGGAAGGUUAUUUAGUUCGUCGUUAUAAAGGAUUAGGAAGUUCAUGGAAAAUUAGAUGGUGUCAAGUUGAUGGUCCAGCUUUAGAAAUUUAUGAAUUCCCAGGUGGACCAUUAGUUGAACAAGUUAAAUUAAAAGGAGCUCAAAUCGGUACUCAAUCUCAAGAUUCAGUGGCAGAAGAUAAAGGUUAUAGACAUGGAUUUUUAAUUAUUGAACAACAAAAAUCAUCGAAAUUAUCUUCAUCCUUACCUAAGUAUUUCUUCUGUUGUGAAGAUGAUACUGAACGUGAUGCAUGGGUAGCAGCCUUAGUUGAAUUUAGUGAUGUUAAUGGUAUCAAUGAUACUGCCAAUAUUUCUACUGAAUCAGAAGAUUUUGUCGAUACGCUUGGAUCAAGAUAUCCUGAUGAACUUGAAGUUAGUUCAAGAAAAUAUACCAAUGGAUCAUAUUCUCUGAAUAGUAAAUAUUCAAACGAUCAAGCUUCAUAUACUACUAGUACAUCACUAGAGGAUAAAGAAAUUAAAGAUGCUAAGAAACAUAAAAUGAGAAGUAUAUUUCAAUUCGGGAAAAAGAAUUCAUCUCAAUUAUCUACUGAGAAUAUAUUGGAUGAAGUUGAUACAUCAAGUAUUGCUGCUCCUAUACCUUCCAAUACUAAUAUGACUCAUUCAACAUCAGCCUUUGCACAAUAUUUAAAUGAAAUGCAAUUAGAAAAUGGAUUAGCUAAAUCGAUUUUCGGUAGAGAACUUGAAGAUGCCUAUAAUGUUUCUAAUCAUAUUUAUUUAAGUAAGAGUGUUCCAAGUAUUAUAUAUAGAUGUUUGGAUUAUUUAACUCGAACUGGAGCUAUUUAUGAAGAAGGUAUUUUCCGAUUAAGUGGAUCAGCUACUGCUAUUCGACAAUUAAAAGAUCAAUUUAAUCAUCAAUAUGAUGUUGAUCUUUCUGAUUCUGAAUUACAUCCUGAUAUAAAUACCGUGGCAGGACUUUUUAAAACUUAUCUUCGAGAAUUACCUACACCAAUCUUAGGAUUAAAGAAUUAUAACCAUCUUCAUAAUGUGAUAUUACAGAAUCAAACUUUACCACCUACAUCCUUAGCCAAUGUAUUCCGAGAUUAUUUUAAUGAUCUUUCAAAUGUGGAUGAAAUUCAUUAUGAUAUAUCAUAUGUGAUAUUUAAAUUCUUAACUCAAAUCAUUGCUCAAAAUCAAAACAAUAGAAUGAAUUUAAGAAAUGUUUGUAUUGUUUUUUCACCUACCUUGAAUAUAUCAGUGGAAGUCUUACGAGUAUUUUUAGAAGAUUUCGAAUGUAUUUUUGAAAAUGGAAGUCCAUUAGCAAAUGAAAAGAGAGAAGUGUUAGAUAUUCAUAUUCCGAACUUUUAA
Molecule: messenger RNA, 3216 nt
Organism: Scheffersomyces coipomensis
Lineage: Eukaryota; Fungi; Ascomycota; Pichiomycetes; Serinales; Debaryomycetaceae
Gene: BEM3
Product: Bem3p
Exons: 2
Coding region: 1-3216 (1071 amino acids)
Biological process (GO): signal transduction; regulation of GTPase activity
Cellular component (GO): cytoplasm
Molecular function (GO): phosphatidylinositol binding
Source: RefSeq, a predicted model, not a curated record